GUCCACAAACAAAUUUAUACACUGACAACGCUAGGCUUUGACGGGAUGGUCAUAUCGACUACAAAGCUACCCAUGAUCCGCAUCGCUUGUAUUGGGUUCAGUGGCCACAGUGCACGCCUAUUCCCCCCGUGUCACCACACGUCACAAUCACAAUGCUCCCUAGGACUAUUGACCUUAUUCUCCCUCUUCUUCUUCUGACAUCCAAAGUGCAAGCCUUUAGUACAUUCCACACAAAUUGCACGCUUCCGCCCCAACAGACCAGUUUCGUGUCAGCCCCAAACACCCGUGGCACCUUGCAAAUCCUUUGGUCGUCCCUAUUCACCAUUCUCGCCUGCACUUGGACAGUGCUUCAUCUCAACGUCCCUGAGUAUGCACCGAAACCGGAAAUAAAGGACUUCAAAAAAUGGCUCAAAUGGAUGGUGGACAAAUAUCAACAUCCGACGAAGUGGUUUCUCCUUACUGUGCUUGCACCCGAAAUUCCUUUCGCCAAAUACUGGGAUGAUCAGGUCCGGGGGCAUUCUCUGUUUUACCACUAUGAAGCAGUUUUCAGGAAGAAGAACUGGACGAGGACUCAUGUUCUCUUCGCUAAUAUGGGAGGGUUUGCGCUGCGGUGCACUGCCGAUUCCGAGGAGGGUGGACCCGUUUCGGAGAACGAGAAAUCGACUACGGAAGAUCAAGACGACCACCAGACCAGUACGAGCCCCCUUGUAGAAGAUGAUAUCUCUCCGAUGGGGGGGCCGAGCACGUUGAAACCAAUAGCUUCGGCGUCCUGCUGCGAGAAGCCAGAAAAGCAAAUACAAUCUACACUCAUCGGGGAUCCCGCGAAAAAGUUCGAAGAAGUCUUCUAUCUGACAGCCGUCGAAGCCUUAAAACUUCUUUGCAAAAAAGAAAAAUCUAUACCAGGGCUAGACAAUGUAUCGGAGGAGGAAAUCAAUGCUCGUUCGAAAUCGGAUAUGUUCAUGCGGCUCCUUGCCGUGGGUCAAAUUGUCUGGGUAGUUAUUCAAAUCUUAUCACGGUGGGCCUAUGGCCUGGCCGUGACCCAGCUGGAGGUUACCGUUGUUGCUUUUGCGUUCUGUGCGGUGGGAAUGUACAUCGUUAACCAUGGGAAGCCUAAAGGAGUUGAGCUGCCGAUUCUCUUCGAAUAUCGUGGGUCCAAGGAAGCGCUGCUAAGAGAACUUCAGGAUUCCAUUUUCCCUGAGCCUGAAGACAAACACAGCAAGUGGAAGUUUUACAAAUGCAAGUAUUGCACUGAAGAGAAGAUCCAAAGCCACGGCGGUACCAGCAAAGCCAACAAAAAAAGCAGCGACGGAAAUGACAAGAACCAUGAACCCGCAAACAAUAACGAAUCAACCGAUGCUAAAUCGGAGACCAUGUCUAGAAGGGACCCUGAGACGAACGCAGAUGUCGAAGAAAGUGAGGUAGUGCCCAAAGUGGCUACAAUGACGAUGAUAUGGACAAGUUCAUUGGAUACAUUCACAGCAAUUGUACAAGGGGUACGAGCAACGCUCGAAUCUAGCCGGGAUUCGGGUGAUCCAAUUGGCAAUGGAUUCAUUGACGAAUCAGAAGACCCGAGCAAGUUGAGCAAUAUCUUCACUGACUUGUGGAUGUUCAUCGGCAGUAUGAUCUUUGGGGGCAUCCAUCUCAUAGCCUGGGAUUUUCAAUUCCCCACCACAGUGGAGCAAUAUCUCUGGUGGGCGGCGUCAUUGUGGUGUACUGCUUGCGUACUGAUCAGCACAUGGCUUUACUUUGUGCUCCUCAUAAUAUCUAGAACAAUGGAGGUCGUAAAUGAAGCGACCAAGCAUGACAACUCUUCGACCCCCGAGGAUGCCAAGCCCGACGACCCAGCCGGACAGGCCCCAACGGACUCGAGCACCAGCCCCGACCAAAUCCAAGCAAACCCUAACACAGAGCUUGAUACCGGAACCAGUACAAGUCCAAAGAAAAUCCCUACUUGGGAGGACGACAAGUCAGCGCCCCCACCCGAGGAUCCACAGAGAGAUAUAGAAUCGCAGGAUUCACCGCCACGGCGCUGGGAGACGAUCAAGACACCUGCGGAGAUAGCACUAGCUGUUCUUGGUUUGUCCUAUAUUCUUCUAGCGUUUGUUCUCUUUGUAUUGCUUAUAAUCUUGGGGGUUGUUGGUAUGCUUGCAUACAUUGUGGCAAGAUUGUUCAUUGUUGUUGAGAUGUUCAGGACAUUGGCCUUUCUUCCGCCGGACGCUUAUAUUGCUACUUGGUCAUCGGAAAUUCCUAAUAUUGGUUGACCACAUUAUUACAUAUUUCGUUAGACUUAUUUAAUUGAUCAG
This is a messenger RNA of Aspergillus piperis CBS 112811, 2303 nucleotides long. RefSeq lists its product as uncharacterized. The coding region runs from base 153 to 2261 and encodes 702 amino acids. The record is from RefSeq and is a predicted model, not a curated record. Lineage: Eukaryota; Fungi; Ascomycota; Eurotiomycetes; Eurotiales; Aspergillaceae. The transcript has a single exon.